Molecule: messenger RNA, 4617 nt
Organism: Penicillium cosmopolitanum
Lineage: Eukaryota; Fungi; Ascomycota; Eurotiomycetes; Eurotiales; Aspergillaceae
Product: sulfite reductase (NADPH) subunit beta
Exons: 4
Coding region: 1-4617 (1538 amino acids)
Biological process (GO): sulfate assimilation; amino acid biosynthetic process
Cellular component (GO): sulfite reductase complex (NADPH)
Molecular function (GO): sulfite reductase (NADPH) activity; FMN binding; sulfite reductase (ferredoxin) activity
Source: RefSeq, a predicted model, not a curated record
AUGGCAUCAGUUCAAAAUGCGGGCGACGCGGUGGCCAGAAUCGCCUAUCUGGCUAGCGACCUCGUCCUCUCAGUGCAACCCUCCCUGCAGGGCGACUCACUCUUCUCAAAGUCGCUGAAGACUCUCAAGUCAAACAAGACUCCCAGCGCAGUGUCAAGGGGUACCACCGAGAAGGAUAUCCCUAACAGAUUGAUCAGGUGCAAGCCGUGCGGUAUAACGAGGACCCCCCUUCUGUCUACCUUCUACCCUUUGCAAAAGGGCGAGAACGUCUCUGUUGUCACCGGCUCUUCUAUCCUGAUUUCAUCUGUUCCUCACCUCUACCGCCUCGCCAACUUCCCUGUGGUCCUCCACGUCGCCCUGGAGCCGUCCCCAUUCCCCGAUUAUUCCGUGAUUAGCUCCAUCCGGCAAUGCGGCUUCACAUUCCUGCACUCGGAGACCGUUCAGGAGGCCCAAGACAUUGCCCUCACUGCUCAUGCUUUAGCUCUGAAGUCUGGAAAGGGUGUUAUUCACUUCUUCGACCCCGCCAACUCCACUAAAGACUCUGCCGUUGCCACCGAGGAUGUCGAGGUCGUCAAGAAGAUCCUAAACCUGGCUGGCAAUGCUGCUACCCACACCACUGGUGCGGAGACUCUGUACACCGAGUCUGGCCGUCAGGCUACCGUUUCCGCCGAGGGAUCGCAGGCCAUCCCCGCCGGCCAGGGAGAGGCACCUGCCACCUUGGCUGUCCCUUCUCAGGCCCAGACUCCUUCCAUUAGUGUCGAGAACUCCUCCGUUGGCUCCUCGCGCCGUGAUAGUAUCGCUGGAAGCGAGGCCCCUAGCUCGACUGCCACCACUGUGGAUAACUCCAGUGUUCGCUCUGUCAACGCUGCCGAUAUCUUCGAGUGGACUUCUCAGAUCUGGACCGCUCUGUCUAAGGAGGUUGGCCGCACUUAUAAUGCUAUUGAAUAUACCGGCCCUGCAGAUGCUAAAUCUGCUGUGUUCGUCUUUGGCUCUACCGGAGUCUUCGUGGAUGCCCUCUCCAACCCCGGUGCCGCUGAGCUUGAGAACGUUGGUCUCAUCACUGCCCGUGUCUACCGCCCAUGGGUUGGUGGCCAGAUUGUUAGCUCCAUCCCUACCUCGGUGGAGAAGAUUGCUGUUUUGGAACAAGUUCGCAAGACCACCAAGUGGGGUCCCGCUUUCAUGGAUCUUCUUUCCAGUGUGACGCCCUCCAAUGUCCGUGCUCAGACCCUUAAGGUUGUUGGAUAUCGUCUUGGAUAUGUUGAGCCCUCAACAGCUGUCCAGGCUCUCCGAGGAAUUCUCCAGAACCUGGAAUCGUCUUCUCCCAUCCAGAACCUUGACAUUGGUAGCCCCCAUGUUCCUUCCACUGAGCAAGCUCUCGAGCAGCCCCACGUGGAGAAUGCUUACCUCAAGAUUCUCCACCAGCUUUUUGGUGAGCGCCUCUAUAUCGCCAACCAGCUUGGCGCCAAGACCGCCGGUAUCUCUUCCACUAUCGCCGCCAGCCCCGAGUACGGUUUUGGUUCCUUGAUCGCCCGUAAGGAGCACCGCAAGCGCUUCAUUCGUGAAGUUGAGGAGGCUUCUAAGUCCUCCAGCUUCGCUACUGAUGUUCCCCAAUCCUGGUUGUCACGAUGGGCUUUGAACGUGAACGAGGCCGCUAAGGCCAACAAGAUUGCCCCCGAUGUCAUCGCUCGCCUCUCUAACGAUGGCUCUCAGCUAUCUCGCCAGCUGCUGCAGUCCAAGAAGCUUUUCUUUGAGGAGUCUCAGUGGCUCGUGGGCUCUGAUGCUUGGGCUUACGAUAUCGGAAACUCUGGUGUUCACCACGUUCUCGCUUCUGGCGCCAACGUCAACAUGUUGAUCAUUGACUCGCAGCCUUACUCUGAGCGUACUGCGGCGGACCCCACUCGUCGCAAGAAGGACAUUGGUCUCUAUGCUAUGAACUUCGGCAAUGCUUACGUUGCCUCCACUGCUGUCUACGGCUCCUACACCCAGGUGCUGCAGGCUAUGGCCGAGGCUGAGCAAUUUAAGGGUCCAUCCGUCGUUGUCGCUUACCUGCCCUACCACCAGGAGAACGACUCUGCUCUCAGCGUCCUCCAGGAGACUAAGAAGGCUGUUGACCUCGGCUACUGGCCUCUGUACCGCUGGAACCCCGAGAACGAGGAGAAGGGUGAGCCUAAGUUUGCUCUUGACUCCGAACGCAUCAAGCGUGAGCUUGAGGAGUUCCUUCGUCGGGACAACCAGCUCACCCAACUCAUGAACCGCCACCCGAAGUUCUCAUCUGCUCUGUCUGCCUCUUACGGUACCGAGGUUCGUGCCCUGCAGAAGCGUCAGGCCAAGGAUGCCUAUGAGAAGCUUCUGGAGGGUCUCUUCGGAGCUCCCUUGACCAUUCUCUUUGCCUCUGACGGUGGUAACGCGGAGAACAUCGCCAAGCGUCUGGGUAACCGCGGUCGUGCUCGUGGCCUGAAGACCACUGUCAUGGCCAUGGACGAUUUCCCCAUUGAGGAUCUGGCUACCGAGGAGAACGUUGUUUUCAUCACCAGUACUGCCGGCCAGGGUGAAUUCCCCGUGAACGGCCGCGGUCUGUGGGAGCACGUCAAGAACUCUGGAGACUUGGACCUGUCGACCAUCAACUACUCCGUCUUUGGUCUGGGUGACAGCCACUACUGGCCCCGUAAGGAGGACAAGAUCUACUACAACAAGCCCGCCAAGGAUCUGGACGCUCGUGUUGCUUUCUUGGGUGGUCGCAAGCUUGCCGACAUCGGCCUUGGUGAUGACCAAGACCCUGAUGCUUACCAGACUGGUUACUCUGAUUGGGAGCCCCGUCUUUGGCAAUCUUUGGGUGUCGACAAGGUCGAGGGCCUGCCCGAGGAGCCUGCUCCUUUGACCAACGAGGACAUCAAGAUCCAGUCCAACUACCUGCGUGGUACUAUUGAGGAGGGUCUCGUUGACGAAAGCACUGGUGCUAUCUCGGCCAGCGAUGCUCAACUGACCAAGUUCCACGGUACAUACAUGCAGGAUGACCGUGACAUCCGCGAUGAGCGCAAGGCCCAGGGUCUGGAGCCCGCCUACAGCUUCAUGAUUCGUUGCCGUCUCCCUGGUGGUGUCGCUACCCCCAAGCAGUGGCUCCAGAUGGAUGCUAUCAGUAGCUCCCAUGGUAACGAGACCAUGAAGCUCACUACCCGCCAAACCUUCCAGUUCCACGGUGUCAUUAAGAAGAAGCUCCGCGGUGCCAUGCGCGCUAUCAACCAGUCUCUCAUGGAUACGAUCGCUGCCUGCGGUGAUGUCAACCGUAACGUUAUGUGCAGUUCUCUUCCUGAGCUGUCCGAGUUCCACCGCGAGACCUGGGCUUUCUCCAAGAAGAUCAGCGAGCAUCUUCUUCCCUCCACCACCGCCUAUCACGAGAUCUGGUUGAAGGAUGAGAACGACAAGAAGGUUCAGGUUGCUGGUGAUGCCAUUGUUGACCACGAACCUCUCUACGGCGCCACCUACCUGCCCCGAAAGUUCAAGAUCACAAUUGCCAUUCCUCCCCACAACGACACCGAUGUCUAUGCUCACGAUAUCGGUCUGAUCGCCAUCAAGGGUGCUGACGGACACCUGGAAGGUUUCAACUUGCUUGCCGGUGGUGGUAUGGGUUCCACACACAACAACAAGAAGACCUACCCCCAAACUGGUCGCAUGUUUGGUUUCGUCCCGAAGGACCAAGUCCACAUUUUCUGUGAGAAGAUUAUGCUCGUGCAGCGUGACAAUGGUGACCGCAAGAACCGUAAGCACGCCCGUAUGAAGUACACCAUUGACGACAUGGGUGUCGAUGUCUACAAGGCUGAGGUCGAGAAGCGUAUGCCGGAUGGCCUGCGCUUCGCUGAGGCUCGUCCCUUCAAGUUUGCCUCAAACGUCGACACCUUCGGCUGGUUGAAGGACGAGAAGGGAUUGAACCACUUCACUUUCUUCAUUGAGAACGGCCGUAUCGAGGAUACUGCUGAGUUCGCCAUGCGCGCUGGUCUUCGUGAGCUGGCUGAGCUUGGCAAGGGAGAGUUCCGUCUCACCGGUAACCAGCACUUGAUCAUCUCCAACAUCACCGAUGAGGAUCUUCCCACCAUCAAGGAGGUCAUGGCUAAGUACAAGCUGGACAACACCGCCUUCUCUGGUCUGCGCCUGUCCUCCUCUGCCUGUGUCGCCUUCCCGACUUGCGGUCUCGCUAUGGCCGAGUCUGAGCGCUACCUUCCCGUCCUUAUCUCUAAGCUUGAGUCCACCCUCGAGGAGAACGGUCUGGCCCGCGAUUCGAUUGUCAUGCGUAUGACUGGUUGUCCCAACGGUUGUGCCCGCCCAUGGCUCGCUGAGGUUGCCUUUGUUGGUAAGGCCUACGGUGCCUAUAACAUGUACCUGGGAGGUGGCUACCACGGUCAACGUUUGAACAAGCUCUUCCGCUCUUCCAUCAAGGAGGAUGAGAUCCUGGAGAUCAUGAAGGACUUGCUCAAGCGGUACGCCCAGGAGCGCAACACUGACGGCGAGACUCCCGAGCGCUUCGGUGAUUUCUGCAUCCGCGCCGGCGUCAUCAAGGCUACCACCGAUGGACAGAACUUCCACGCUGAUGUCGCCGAAGAGGAUGAGGAGGAUGAGGAGUAA